Microthlaspi erraticum is the source of this 951-nucleotide messenger RNA. The record is from the annotation of a GenBank genome assembly. NCBI's taxonomy places the organism in Eukaryota, Viridiplantae, Streptophyta, Magnoliopsida, Brassicales, Brassicaceae.
AUGUCCGGCCCAAGGCAGAAUGAUUUGCAAUCGGUGAAGAACAAUUCAAACCAAUCUGAGCCACCACCAGAGAUUGUAGCUGAGGUCGAGCAGAUGGUAUAUGGGGUUUACCGAAACGGAUGGGAGUUUGAGUCUAUGAUGGAGGAGAGUACGAUGCGUACGAAAAGCGAAGACUACAAGUUCUUGUUAAAAUCGGAUCCUUAUCACAUAUAUUACAAGGCCAAGCUUGCUGAAUACUAUGGGGAGGAUAAUCAAGAAUAUGAAGAAGCACCACCCUAUCUUUUGCCUGAUAUCAGGGAUCCUUGGACUGUGUCGCUUACUUUUGGAGUUCCCAAAGGGAUGAUGCGCAGGGAGCUCGACGUUAUGAAGCUCACAGCGUAUUUUUUGGCAAAGUACGGUGAGUCUUUCUGGAUGGAUUUGAAGAAGAGAGUGGAUACGGAUCCUGAGUUUCACUUUACCAAGGAAAGCGAGAGCAGGCUCGCUUUUAGCUUUCUCAUUGGACUUUGCACGGCGUAUUCGUAUUUGAUGCAUGAGAUAGACGACGUUCUGAGAAAGCCCGAUGAUCUGGCCCCUGUUGUUGAGGAUUUUUUCAACCGUCUUGGCUGUGUGAAGGAGAAGGACGUGGCAGCAGAGAUGGUUAUCGUCGAUUGUAGGCAUUUUGAAGAUGCGUCAAGAGGUUUUGCUGAGGAAGAGCCACCGCGAAUUCAGGCUGGUAGGCGUUUGCCGCUUCCACGGGCAUCUCUGUUUGGUCAGCAUUCCUUGAUUCUGCCGCCUCUCUUGUGGAUGAGGCCGAGGCCGAGGCCGCCACCACCGCAGCCAAAGAAGGCUCCGAAGAAGGAGCCUGCCCUUACUGUUCCAGAACUCCGAAGUCCAGGAUUCCGAAUUCCGAAAUUCGGAAGUCCAGAAGCACGAGCUGCUUACGAGCUUGGUAUCACCAACUACUGGAUCUAG